AAAACCUAAAUCUAAGAAAAGAACAGCUUCGAAGGGAAAGAAAAAAUCAUUCGCAAAUAGAGUAAAGGACAUAUUUGAAAUCAACUAAAGAAUGUCUGUAUUUAAUGAGGAAAAGUUUAAAGAAGGACUUGUGUCGGAGUUAGCUUUGUUCGAUUUACCUAGCACACAAACGAGGUGUGAAUGAUAUUUACUACGAUGAAAUUCGGCCACUAUCUCCAGGUGUCGGGCGAUAGCCCUUUCGAGUUUAAGAUCAGCGGACAAAACUCUAUGGAUUAUCUCGACUUGAAAAAUUCACAAAUCUAUGUGCGACUAAAGGUAGAAAAGUCAGAUGGGACGGCUCUCACGGAUGUAAAGGUGGAAAAGGUAGGACCCGCAAACCUGUUUCUUCAAGCGUUGUUUUCAACGACAGAAGUCACUUUGCAGAACAAAGCCACCAUCACGUGUAAUUACAACCCGUACAGAGCUUACAUGCAAACCCUUCUUAACUACGGAUCAGACGCGAUUACCAGUCAACUAGAUACACAACUCUUUAUCAGAGACGAUGAUGAUUCACCAGGUACGACAGAUCCUAAUGGAAACAACAAUGGACUAUUUGUGAGAGCACAAGCCAUCUCUCAAUCAAAAACAGUCGACUUACAAGGGCCUAUUUUUAACGAUUUGUUUUCUAUGGAGAGAUAUUUACUGAAUCAAGUAGAUGUAAAAGUGAAGCUAUACAGAAGCCCACCAGAAUUUUGUCUGCUCACGGGAGAUGAUACCCAAUACAACGUGAAAAUCGAAGAUAUUUACAUCCUCGCUAAAAAAAUAAGAGUCAACCCCGCCGUAAUCUACGGACACUCAAAAAUUUUGGAGAAGCAAAAUGCACUAUACCCAUACGACAAAGUUGAGGUGAGAUCAGUGAGCAUGUCUACUGGUUUGACCAACUAUAGCUGGGAAAACAUGUUUCAAGGCAGACGCCCUAACAAAAUUGUCUUAGGAUUUGUUAAAAGCAGAGCUCUAAGCGGUGAUUACAAGACCAACCCUUUCAACUUCGAGAAUUGCUCCAUUCAACAAAUUGCCGUAUACUGUGACGGGUUACCCAUUGGAGGAAAUCCUUUGAAGUUAGAUUUCGAUAAGGUCGGAGGUACUGCUUUUAUGCGCGCCUACACCAAUUUGCUUCUGGCUAGCGGAAAGUGGAGACAGGACGAAGGCAAUCUCCUAGACAGGAAGCACUAUUUAAGCGGUUCAACCUUGUUCGUGUUCCAGUUGGAGCCAAAUUUUUCACACCACGGUGAAUAUCUGUCUCUUGUGAAGACGGGGAACGUGCGGUUAGAUGUGGUCUUCAAGACGCCAUUAUCAGAACCUAUAAGCUGCAUUGCUUACAGCGAGGGACCUGGCUAUUUUGAAAUAAACCGAGAAAGAGAUAUCAUUAUCUCAUAAAUGAAUACAUCACAGCUGGAAUGUAUCAUUGAUUGUGAUCCCGUUUUAAAUGGACGAAUCAUUGGCGUAUUCGCUGCGGAUAAAUUACCUAGACAACUUCCAAGAACACCAUAUGGAUUUAUCGCUAACACGCACAUUCACACAAAACCAGGACAGCAUUGGUGCGCCUUUUUCAGCGAUGCUAAAGGACGUGUGGAAUUUUUUGACACUUAUGGUAGAACGCCGAAUCGAAAUAGUCAUUAUUUUCAACAAUGGAUAGAGAUGAAGGCAUACAGUUUACAGUUAAAUCAUGUUCAAAUUCAGGGUGAUCACUCAUUAUUAUGUGGACUGUAUUGUAUAUUGUUUCUCCACCAAAGACUCCUUGGAUAUACAUUUCAAGACAUAAUAAAUGGAUUUGAUGUAUAUGCUUUAGAUUCUAAUGAUAAGUACGUGGCUGAUACGAUGCUUCAUGCGUACUCCCACUGUAUUGGAAAUGACCAUUAUAAUCAGACCUGUAGCUUUUUUUAUAAAAGAUGUUUUUAGUUCUUUAGUGUAUAGUUGUGUAUAAAAAAUAAAUAGAAAGAAACAUCAGUUA
Molecule: messenger RNA, 1990 nt
Organism: Ruditapes philippinarum (Manila clam)
Lineage: Eukaryota; Metazoa; Mollusca; Bivalvia; Venerida; Veneridae
Exons: 2
Coding region: 181-1416 (411 amino acids)
Biological process (GO): deoxyribonucleotide biosynthetic process
Cellular component (GO): cytosol
Molecular function (GO): ribonucleoside-diphosphate reductase activity, thioredoxin disulfide as acceptor
Source: RefSeq, a predicted model, not a curated record